This is a messenger RNA of Ilex paraguariensis (yerba mate), 237 nucleotides long. NCBI's taxonomy places the organism in Eukaryota, Viridiplantae, Streptophyta, Magnoliopsida, Aquifoliales, Aquifoliaceae. The record is from the annotation of a GenBank genome assembly.
AUGGCUACAUGGAGAAUUGGCUCCAUGUACCAUGGUGGUGUUGGUGUACAUUCUAUGCGUCUUUUUUCUUUGUAUACGGGCUUAAGAGGCUCUAUAGACCCACUUCUAGAGGAGGCGGAUAUUGACAAAGAUGGGAAGAUAAGCUUGUCUGAAUUCCGUAGGCUUUUAAGAACUGCAAGCUUGGGCUCGCGAAGUCUGCCUAGUCCAUCUGCCCAUCGAGCUUCACGCCAAAUGUAG